Molecule: messenger RNA, 2350 nt
Organism: Carassius gibelio (silver crucian carp)
Lineage: Eukaryota; Metazoa; Chordata; Actinopteri; Cypriniformes; Cyprinidae
Gene: plvapb
Product: plasmalemma vesicle associated protein b
Exons: 5
Coding region: 654-1832 (392 amino acids)
Biological process (GO): regulation of vascular permeability; positive regulation of cellular extravasation
Cellular component (GO): caveola
Source: RefSeq, a predicted model, not a curated record
CUCCCAGACACGAGUGUCAGCUGCGAGCGUCAUCACCAGCUCGGGAUCAAACGUGCUGCCGCCUCCUGGACUUCAGGGAGAGUUUGUUAUUCAUUCCUGGGGUCACUUCUGUCGUCCCUCCGACUCCACCGAUGCGGCUCCGCAGGAAACAGUUUCAGGUGGCUUGUUUUGAGCAGAUGUGUUAUUGUAUCUGGUCUGAUCCAGGAAGAGACAGAAAAAAAAACAGCUUUUGUCCUUUGCAGGAACAUUGUUUUUCUUGGCCAAAGCGGCUGAUUCCGAAAGGACAGCUGAUAUUAAGUUCAUUAAACACCAAGAACAACCAGAGACAUUUGGCACAAUGAGAUUAUGAAAUAAAAAGAGCAGUCUAGAUGUUUAACAGUGGUCUGCAUUGCUUGACAGGGUUUGAUGUAAUGUAUGAAGGAAGGAGGAGCUCAGGCUGCCUCUGGAGAUGUGUGAUUCAGUGUGAUGCACCGUUAACUUCUGGAGCUUUUCUGGGGAGGGUCCGGAAAGAGUCACAGCACUGGAAGUGUGUCUUAUAAACACAGCUCCCUCUCCGAGUCCUGGCAGAAGUGUAAUCUCUGACUAUUCAUAACAAACUUUUAGUAUCACAGCCAUCUGAAGUUCUGUCUCAUUCCCACAACCGGACCUCAGAGAUGUACAACAGCAGCUACUCCCGGGCCACUGUGGGACUGGAGACCAAAAAGAUCCACAAGGCGAAGAAGGGGAAAAGCUGCGGCUACUACAUGAGGAUCCUCUUCUUCUUCUCGUCUCUGAUCCAGUCCCUCAUCAUCGUCAGUUUGGUGCUCUUCCUCGUGUACGGCCAGCCAGAGAAGACGGCCGAGGAGAAGAGAGUGGAAGAGCUGGAGCUGGCCUUCAACAAGAUCUCUGCAGACAACACCAAACUCAGAAAAGACAACGCUGACCUCACCGGUUCCCUCAAAGCAAAGACUGGAGAGAAGGAAGCGGCGGAUAAAGAGAUAACAAAGCUGAAAAAUGACUUAACGAUCAAGACCAGUAGCUUUCAGAAGUCACUCGCUGCUUGUGAGGCCAGUAAAGCAAAGGUCCUAAGCACUCGAAAUCCUCCACCUUCAUGUCCACCAAGCAACAACAAUCAGAAUGGUGAAAUAAAAACUCUAAACAGUGCUCUGCAACAGCAGAGAGAACUAUAUGGAAUCCUUAUGAGUAACUUCAGCCAAACGACGAAGUACCUUAAAAUAGACUUGGACAAUGCAGUGAAGGAGAAAAAUGAACAUCACAGCCAGGUGACACAACUGAGGAAAGAAAACAUGAACUUGAAAUCCCAGCUUGACUUGUACACCAAGAAAUGCAAAGAAGACUUUGCAGAGUCCCUCAAAGGCAUCCAGACGGUCACAAGUGCCUUCCUGACCAAAAUCGACAACUUCUUCACCCACUCGGUCACGUUUCACCUCACCUGCACGAAACAGGAAGAGCAGAUGGGAAGGAUUCGCUCCAACUGCACCAGUCUCUCUCGACAGGUGGAGGACAAGUUCCAGAGCUACCUGGACAUCGUGGGAGCGAAGGUCUCCAGCAUUCAGAAACAGAGCAGCCGGUUGGAAGUAGAGAACGUGGAACUGACUUCAGAACUGGACAAGUGCAAAGCGGAUCAGAAGAAAGAGGCUGGGGAGAGCAGCAAAAAACUGCAGGAUGCCCAACAGAAGUAUGACAGGGAGCAGAAGCAGCUUCUCGAGGAGAAAAGCAGACUGAGGAACGACAAAGAGCAACUCGAAAUCCAGCUGCGAAACGGCUGCACACAACAGCUCAAACCUGCUGGUCAACCCCCUGGCAUGGCCACAUCUGGAAGGGGCCGUUAACCACUAAAGGCUGGGUGUGGAGAAGGGAGUGAUCUGAAUCUCAAGGCCGGACUCUGAGUGUCUUGUGUGUGGGAGUUUCCUGAUUUUGAGCCUGUGAUCUCUUCUGUAAAUACUGUUGUCACUGUGGAUCCCUGUAAAUGUACGUGCACUCUAAUGUUAAGUUCUUUGUAUAGUUGUAUUUAAGCAUCAUGGGCUGUGAGCUUGCAUGACAUGAUAUAUCUACUUCAUCUAGGUCUCAGUUAUUUAGAGUGGUGCAGACCUAAAAAUGUGAGACUGCCUUUCUACAAAGCACACAGUUGAUAUUAAAUACAUGACUUUGUUAAAUACUAAGAGAAUCUGAUUCUGUGAAACCUCCGUGUGUUGUGAUGUAUAUAAUGCUCUUUACACAUUAAUUGUGUUACAGUGAUUGUUCGAACCAGUUUUAAUGUCCUUUUUACUGUUUGUGUUUUCUAAAUAUUUUGUUCUUUCUAAUAUGUUGAUCAGUCUGUUUUGAAUAAAUAAACACUCAUCAAAAUCAA